GGUGCCGUGGUCCGUGCCCACUACCCGGUAACCACUUCCAGUCAGUCGUCGGCGGCGCAGGCUCUGUCGCACACUCGAACCGAUAUGACUUAACACUCUCCCACCAAGGUCUUGAGCUGACCUUGAUCGGCUGAUAAUCCGUAUUCCGUGUGGCGCUGUCGGUUGUAGAAAUAAAAUACUCCGAACACUCAUUACUCGCAGGUGUUCUGUUUUCGGUGUUGACUGUUUGAGCACUUCUUGAGAGUUCCUUUCGCUCUGUUUGAGAGUCUGUGUCUGCCGGUCACAUUGACACAAUCGUGACGAGCCAGUAGGUGCAUGUCCGUAUCGCGCCUCGAACUCUAAAUCCAUUCAUUAGACACUAGAGAGGCAUUCUUCAAUGCAUUCGUGUUCCAGGUUCAGGUUACAUCGACAACGUUAAUGAUUGUUUGUUUUGUUUUUAAAACACUUCACGUCACUAUGAAGGUCAAUUUGUACACCUUUAUAUGUUAAAAUUACGUCUUGUAUCAACACAUUUCCUAAAGCAGCCAUAAAAGCAUUAAAAUGUGCCGUGAUUGGGAUAUGAUUAUCUAAAUUGUAUAUUGGUAUAAAUUUGAAUUUUAAAACUGCGUCAAGCUGUUGAAAUUACUGCAGUGGUUUGCAGGAUUUACCCAGAGUUUGAAUUGCAUGAAAAUGAAACUUACUUUGUGUUGUACUGACACACAUAUGCUUAGUAAGCAGGUUGAAACAAAGUUUGAGAUGUUAUUAGAAGAAUAUAAUUCAGAAAAAUUGAUUUUGAUUGGUAUGCCGUUGGAAAAAUUGCCAUUGAAUUGUGACGGGUUACCACUUAUUGUAGAAAAUAUAAAUGAUUAUAUAAUCGACAAAGGAUUAUAUGAAGAAUGCUUAUUUGAUGAAGCAUACUCUACUAAUGGACGUAAAGCCAAUAUUAUAAAUGCUUAUGAAUUAGUAAGUGGUUCAAGGAAAAAUUGUAAAACAAUCCUUGAUAUUGAUGCAGUAGAUGUUGCAUCAGUGUUGGUUAUGUGGCUUUAUUACUUACCAGAACCAUUGAUAUCCUCAAAACAAUUUUCAAUGAUUUGUGAUCUCAAUGUCAAUACAAAAUACAGUGAAAUCAUUAUGUCCAUGAACAAUAUAAAUAGACUAACUUUACAAGGAGUAAUGAAUAUUGUGGAUUCUUAUGAAAAGCAACAUAAGUCAUAUAAGGAGAAACUAGAGAUUCUUUUCACACUGCUUUUGACAAAACAUGUAGAUAUUGUUAGCCAAAAUAAUUCAUCACAAUUUUUAGACAAUUUGAAGAUUGUUUUAAUGGAAGCAGAAGUAAAUGAUAAUGUAUCUGAAUGUAUUGGGUUCAAUAAAAAAUCUUUAAAAAUAAAAUAUAAUACCAAUCAUGAUAAAAAUGAGUUUAAUAAAUAUAAUCUUUGUAACAAGAAGAAUCUAUUUCGCAGGUCGUUCAGUGAUGAUGGAUUACACUUAAAAACUGGUGCGGAUGAUGUUGAUGCAACAGUGAAAUGUCCAGCUUUGCAUAAAUCAAGUAGCUGUAACCUGACUGAAGCCUUUUCAGAAGAGGACGUUCAUUACAACAACUCAUUUAUCAAUGGUUUUUCAUUUGAUAAGAACAAUUUAAACACUAAACCAGUUGAUAAAUUAUUGUCUGAUGAUCAUUUUUAUGACAGUUCAGUUUGUGUUACUAAUGAGUUAUACAGUUCCCAAAUUGAUGACAUGAGAAGUAUAGAAAGAACCAUGCAGAUUCAUUCCAGAACUACGACGAAAAGACCAAAAAAUAAAUCUAUUAAAAAUCAUGUAGAAAGGGUUUUGAAGUCAGGAUUUUUAUCAAAUGAAGAAAGUUUGCUGUUGAAAAACACUUUAGAACUUAUGAAGAUACUAUCAAAAAUUAAAAGUGUUCAAAAUCAAAUUAACAUUCAUAGGAAAAAUAGAGAAGAUGAAUUUGGUUUUGAAAAUGAAAAGACCAACAAACGUUUUUCAGAGUUGCAUUUCUUAAACAAUCGCCUUGAGCAAUUAGCUAGUCAGAAAAAUAAUUAUUUAACCAAAACUGGAUUAUCAUAUGGUAGAUCAUACAACCGUACAGUUUUGAAUCUUAAAAAUGCCCAAAAAGAAGCUUUUAAGCUACACGAAAAUGAGAAAAAUAACAAGAAAAAUCCGAACGAAAACUUUGAUAAAUUAAUUUCUGAUAUUUACAAUAUUCAAAUAGUUCUCGAUUAUAUGGAAAAUAAUUGUGGUGGUAAGGAGUUGCCCUGGAGGUCAAGUAAAGGUUGUCCAGGUCACAAGAGAAUGAAAAAAAAACAGCUGAAUUGUGUAACUGUUGUGUCUGAUUUGCAAACAAUUGGUGAGCACGAAGUCAUGGAAACUAUAGCCCAACCAUUAUUCAAACCAGUGGAACAGUAAUUUGCUCUAAUGUUUAGUAAGCUUAACCUAACUCUGUAAAGAAGUCUUAAUUGUACAUUUUUUUUUUUGGAAAUACUUAGUAACGAUGUACAGAACCAUUUAUUUUUAUGAUUAAUAUAAAAUACUAAUAUAAUAAUCCUAAUUAAAAUUUCUAUUAAGUAAUAUUAUUUGAGACUUAUUUAUGUUUGGUACCUUCAAAUUAUUUAACUGAUGUUUUCUAAUUAAGAAUAUACAAUCGUGCAUAUAUA
Messenger RNA from Metopolophium dirhodum (rose-grain aphid), 2645 nucleotides. RefSeq lists its product as uncharacterized. Gene Ontology annotation, biological process: signal transduction. The transcript has 14 exons. The coding region runs from base 664 to 2397 and encodes 577 amino acids. NCBI's taxonomy places the organism in Eukaryota, Metazoa, Arthropoda, Insecta, Hemiptera, Aphididae. The record is from RefSeq and is a predicted model, not a curated record.